Molecule: messenger RNA, 1212 nt
Organism: Triticum aestivum (bread wheat)
Lineage: Eukaryota; Viridiplantae; Streptophyta; Magnoliopsida; Poales; Poaceae
Product: BURP domain-containing protein 4
Exons: 9
Coding region: 1-1212 (403 amino acids)
Source: RefSeq, a predicted model, not a curated record
AUGGCGAUCAAGCAUAUAGCAGUAGCCUUUUUCUUCCUCCUCAUGGCCUUUGCUGAGUGUAGCGACGGGGGUGAACCUCCAUCUUCUCAAGGAGAAGGUUUUGGGGCCAGUGCUCAUAAGGUGGAUUGGAACCCAGAAGAUGCACCUUCUAAAGAAAAAGGUUUUGGGGCAAGUGCUUAUAAGGUGGAUUGGAAACCAGAAGAUGCACCUUCUGAAGAAAAAGGUUUUGGGGCAAGUGCUUAUAAGGUGGAUUGGAAACCAGAAGAUGCAUCUUCCAAAGAAAAAGGUUUCGGGGCAAGUGCUUAUAAGGUGGAUUGGAAAUUAGAAGAUGCACCUUCUGAACAAAAUGGUUUCGGGGCAAGUGCUUAUAAGGUGGAUUGGAAACUAGAAGAUGCACCUUCCAAAGAAAAAGGUUUUGGGGCAAGUGCUUAUAAGGUGGAUUGGAAUCCAGAAGAUGCAUCUUCCAAAGAAAAUGGUUUUGGGGCAAGUGCUUAUAAGGUGGAUUGGAAAUCAGAAGAUGCACCUUCUGCUUCUUCCUCCAUUCCUGAAGAACUAGAAAAACGCGAACAUUUAAAGUUUCAAACCGACAUGUUAUUCCUGAAGAAGAAUCUACACAUUGGCACUACACUACCUGAAGGAACCAUGUUUGCACGAGAUGGUGCACCAAAGUCUAUUCAUUUUUUCUCUACUCCAUUGGAGUCAAAGUACUUGCCAACCAUCCUUUCAUACUUCAAAUUACCUCACGGCUUGAUGAAGGCAAAGCAGGUAGCUGACACCCUUCAUUCAUGUGGGAAACCGGCUGACAAGGCGGAACCUCACAUGUGUUUCUCAUCCCGCGAAGAAAUGGCAAGGUUCGCCACCAGAGAAUUGGGAGUCAGUGGAACACGAGUAGCCACUACAAGGAUUCAUGGGCAUGAGAACCCUAGCUCCAUGUAUGUUGUGGAACAUAUCACCCAACUCAACAGUAACGUGGUGCCAUGCCACCCUAUGGAUUUUCCAUAUGAGGUUUUUUAUUGCCAUCGGCCAAAGCAAGUGCUAUCUUUGAGGGUGCAACUUAAGGAUUUGAAAGAUGGCAUGCCGCGUGUGAUGGCAAUAGCCAUGUGUCACAUGAACACAUCUGAUUGGGACACGCAGUACUUUGAGCUAUUAGACGGAGAGCAUGGUGAACCUAUUUGCCACUACAUGCCUACCAAUUACGUCAUGUUCUAUUAG